This is a messenger RNA of Sparassis crispa, 1656 nucleotides long. RefSeq names its product Beta-hexosaminidase. Gene Ontology annotation, cellular component: membrane. The coding region runs from base 1 to 1656 and encodes 551 amino acids. The transcript is spliced from 11 exons. Gene Ontology annotation, biological process: glycosaminoglycan metabolic process; carbohydrate metabolic process. Lineage: Eukaryota; Fungi; Basidiomycota; Agaricomycetes; Polyporales; Sparassidaceae. Gene Ontology annotation, molecular function: beta-N-acetylhexosaminidase activity. The record is from RefSeq and is a predicted model, not a curated record.
AUGAAGGUCCUCGCAGCUGCAGCGCUAGUGGCCUCUCUUGCGCCAGUGUACGCCCUCUGGCCUCUGCCUCAGAGCGUGGUGAACGGCUCGAGUGCGGUUCGCUUAUCGUACGGGCUCGCUAUUACCACUAAUAUCCCUGAUGUGCCCGAUGACGUGUACGAUGCUAUCGAGCGUGUCAAGACGUACCUCUUCACGGACGACCUCGGGCGCCUCAUUGUCGGGCGGGGAGCUAGUGAUGUCGGCGCCUUAGAGAGCUCAAAGUAUUUAUCUGAGUUGACUUUGUCGCUCGUGCCUGGAUCUUCAGUACUCUCUAUCACCGAGGAGGCGCAGAAGGCGCUCGAAGAGAGGGAUGAGGCUUACAACUUGACUCUCCCUUGCGAUGGCUCGCCGGCGACGAUCACGGCUACCUCGACGCUUGGGCUCUUCCGAGGACUGACUACGUUCAGCCAACUAUGGUACACUUACAAUGGCACGAUCUACACGCUUUCCACGCCUAUGCAGAUAGCAGAUUACCCUGCGUUUCCCUAUCGCGGUCUUCUGCUCGACACUGCGCGAAACUACUUCCCAGUGUCUGACAUUUUGCGCACUCUCGAUGCCGCUGAACUAGUCAAGAUCAACCAAUUCCAUUGGCAUGUCGUCGACAGCCAGAGCUUCUCGUUGCAAAUUCCAGGAUACAUGGAACUCUCCACUUACGGAGCGUAUGCUCCGUCAAUGGUGUACACUCCGCAAGACGUUGCAGAUAUCGUUACAUAUGCUGGUGCACGCGGGAUCGAUGUCAUGGUGGAGAUCGACACCCCGGGACACACAGCAGCCAUCGCAGAUGCCCAUCCUGACUUCGUCGCCUGCAACCAGGCUCACCCUUGGGCUACCUAUGCCGCUGAGCCCCCAGCAGGCCAACUGCGCUUCACGAACGCUACUGUAGCGAACUGGACUGCAGGGCUCUUCAUGCAGGUCGCAAAGAUGUUCCCGUCGACGAUAGUCAGCACUGGCGGUGACGAGAUCAACAUGCCGUGUUUCGACGACGAUUACGAGACACAGCUCGACCUCAAUAUGACUGGUUUGUCGUUCAAUGACGCGCUCAGUGACUUCACUGCGCAGACCCAUGGUGCGCUGAUAGCGGCAGGCAAGACACCCGCAGUCUGGGAAGAACAGGUUCUGGACUACAAUCUGACCCUUUCUAACAACACGUUUGUUCUGGUCUGGAUAUCCUCAGACGAUGUUCAAGCUGUAGUCGAGAAGGGAUUCCGGGUCAUACAUGCCGCAUCGAACUACUUUUAUCUGGACUGCGGCGCUGGCGAAUGGAUAGGUGCCGACCCGUCUGGCAACAGCUGGUGCGAUCCCUUCAAAACCUGGCAAUAUGCGUACACAUUCGACCCCGUCGCCAACCUCACCGCAGAACAAGCCAAGCUGAUCAUGGGCGGCCAGCAGAACCUUUGGACCGAACAAUCGAGUCCGUCGAACCUCGAUCCGAUUGUAUGGCCUCGCGCGGCCGUCUCUGCAGAAGUUUUCUGGUCCGGAGCAGGCGGAGACGGUGACUCUGCUCUCCCCCGCCUGCACGAGGUCUCAUUCCGCAUGCAGCAGCGCGGCAUCCGCACGAUCCCACUGCAGCCGCUUUGGUGCGCGCUGCGGCCUUACGAGUGUGAUCUUACCGCGUGA